This is a messenger RNA of Cinara cedri, 2962 nucleotides long. The record is from the annotation of a GenBank genome assembly. Lineage: Eukaryota; Metazoa; Arthropoda; Insecta; Hemiptera; Aphididae.
GUUAUACCACGGGCACGACGCAUUGAAUAGAUCAACUCCCCUGUAAUACCCGCCUGGCUAUUGAUGCCGUACUUGAGAAUCAUUUUUCAAAUUUGAAAUUGUUUCACUCAUUUGUAAGAAUAACCCGUAAUACUAAUAAUAUUUUCCUUAUUAAAAUGAAUUAAAGAUUUAUUCUGUUAUGCUUAAUAUAUAAUAUAAGUUUAAGAUCUUAUUAGGUGCGCACUAUCUAGGGAUGUCAAAAAAUUGUGUAAGUACGGCUUUAACGCUGAGCGAUUUAAGAAAGGAACAUGUUCAGAUUGUCAAGGAACCAUUCUACUGCCCCGUUUCAAGUUGCAAGUACAAUGCAAAUUACAGUCCGUUACCGAAAUCGUUUAAGAAUCUAAAACUUCUUAGACAAGUAAGUUAAGCAUCAGUGUUAGGAAAAUUCCUUUUAAAAAUGAGUUUGUUCCUGUUCCCCACUACAGAAAAAUAACUCGUGUUCCUAUAAGCGUUUUUAGUACCUAGUUCAAAAUACUAACUAAUUUUGUUAUAUUCUCUACUUGGAAAUACUGAUAUUAGUGAUACUUAAUUUGCUUUGGAAAUAAAUACUGGGUAAUUUUUUUUUUUAUCAUAAACCAGCAAUUUUCUUAAAGUAUUUAAAAUUAAUUAGAUUUUUAUUGUGUUUUUUUUUUUUUUAAUCACUGGAAUUAUUUUAAAACUAUUUUUACUUUUUACCUCUACUCAAUAUACUCUGAAUAACACUGUAUAUACUUUUGUUUUUGAAAUAGAAACCAACCCCCUGUUAGAACACUGAUUUGAAUAGAAAAAAUUUAUCUAGACAUUUUUGAUAUACAUAACGCUAAUAUCAGAUUUACCUUUUAUGAGAUAACUGUUUAAAAUUAAGACCACAGUAGUAAACCGGAUUAAUAGACCGAAGUAGUAGAAAAGAAAAUUGUCGAUUCAUUAUAAAAAACACUAUACAUGUAGGACCCACUGCUGGUUUUACAAAAUUGUGUAAAAUUUGACUAUUAUUUUAAACAUGAAUCUUAUCAUUAAGUUAAGAUUUGUCCACCAAUACUCCUGAUACGAUUUAAAGGGAAGUAGUGCUGCCUUUUUUUAUAGAUAAAAACGACCACAGGAAUUGGGAUAACUAUUUUUUAUUUUAAUAUAAAUUGGUUUUUACAUUUUGAGAUUAAAAUAUUAAAAACUGAGUUUAAUGCAAGCAAUCUAAAAUCUUUCUUCAACUUAAAAAUAACUCAAAAAUUAAACCAUUUUGUAGAAUGUUAUGAGAAUUAUUAAUAUAAUAGUGUAUGGAUAAUUGAAAUGAAAAUAGGAACUAAGAUUUGCGUACAGUUGACGCCUAAUAGAUUGGCAUGGCGGUGGCGUCCACAUAUAAGGGAAACCAAGAGUUCUUCAUAAUUAGAUGUUAUUACCAAAUAUAAUAACAACCAAUCAUUUUCAUAAUAGAUGUUAAAACUGAUAUUAUGCUAUUAAAUUUAAAAACAGUUCACAAUUACUGAUAAUCACCGUCGCCGCUGUGUAAAUCUAUCUGGUGCUAAUUACUCAUUUUUUUUUCUAUUUCUUGUUACUUUAUUUUAAAAGUAUAUAAUAAUUAACCAUAAACCUUUGGGCUGUGGCAUAAUAAACAUUUUUCUGUAUCAAUUUAUUUAACUGUUGAUUUAUAUAUUUUUAGCACUGUAUUAAAGUGCAUUUAGAUAAAAAACACAAGUGCGAAAAGUGUGAUAAAGGCUUUCCUACGGAAUCCAUAUUAAAAUCGCACAUUGUAACUUGUGGAGUAAAAUAUUCGUGUUAUUGCGGAAUUCAAUACAAAUCUCCAGAAGCAUUCCUUACACAUACAAAAAGAAAACAGCAUAACAUUGGACUUAAAUACACAACUAUAAUGAAGUAUGAUUUUUAUUUCAUAAACUAAGUAUAUAAAUAGUAAUUUUUUUUUUUUUUAAUUUCUUUGUUUUAUAUAGGUUUUUAAAGUCAAGAAAAUUGGUGUCAAACUUGGAAGAUUUACCUGAUUUAACAGGAUUGGAAGAACUAGAAUCUAGUAAAAAAUCUGCAGAGACACAAACUAUUACUGACAUUCAAACAUCUUCAGAUUCAUCUACGCAGACAACAUUUGAAAAUAAAGAUUGCAUGUUAAGACAUAACGAUCCAAAACUAUCUUCUGCAACAUCUAGUCCUAUAAAACGUUUAUGUGCACAAACUCAAACAGAUCCCAUGGGUGGUUCUAUCAAUGUCGAAAAUGAAACUGAUCCAUUGUUUCUAGAUUCAGAAACACAAACAAAUUUUGACUUUUUAGAUAUUUAUACACAAACCGCUGAGUCUGAACGUCUAUUUGGCGAUUUAGAAUUCACCAAUAUUCAAACACAAACUCACUGUAGCUCUUUGUUUAAUGACAGUUCCAUUAACGUGCAUAGUACUGAUGAUUCAAUAGACAAUAACCCAGAUAUCGAAGCAGAUAUCUAUAGCUCUUUGUUUAAUGUUGAUUCCAUUAAUGAGAAUCGUUCUGAUGAUUAAUUAAAUAUUAAAUCAGAUAUUAAAUAUAAUAUUAUUUAAUACAAAUAAUAACUAAUUUUUGUGUUUAGUUCAUGAAAAUCAUAUUGUUUAUAUUAUUUAAUUUUGUCUAUGCAAGUAUGCCGACUGAUCCAUUUGAGUAUCUAUACUUGAUAUUUUAAAAAGUAUUGAAAUUUUUUUUGGUAAUUCAAGAAAUAACCAGCUCUAAAAUCUGAUAUAAAUAUAAUUUUUGUUACUUGUAUUUUUGGGUGUGAAACAAAUAUCUACCUUUUAGUAGUUUCAAAUGGCAACUUAAUAUUAAUGUAACAUUUUAGAAUUCUUUGCUUCUUAAAAUGUCAAUAAAAAAAUUUUUUAAUGUGUGCCUCUUAAAUGGACCACCUUGUAGUCAGAGUAUAAGUAGUAUACAUUAUUUACAUGCAUAUGGUGUUGUGAAAUUGGUUUAAAAUAUAUUGUUCGC